Paramacrobiotus metropolitanus is the source of this 1332-nucleotide messenger RNA. RefSeq lists its product as uncharacterized. The record is from RefSeq and is a predicted model, not a curated record. NCBI's taxonomy places the organism in Eukaryota, Metazoa, Tardigrada, Eutardigrada, Parachela, Macrobiotidae. The coding region runs from base 224 to 1120 and encodes 298 amino acids. The transcript is spliced from 3 exons.
UAUCUUUGCCUGCUAUCGAGAAGUUGCAGACAACAUACACUGUAUGUGUGACGUCUGCGCAGAGGUGAACAGUUCUAUUUCGGAUUUAACUUUUAAAAGAUUUUGAGCAACAACAAAUACUGUAGUAGCAAAUUUUACGCCAAACAGGUUUUUUCUGCUUAGCGUAUAACGUAAUAGGCGCAUCGACUUACGCAGUUGUAACGUGAAAUCCACCUGACUUAUUAUGGGGAAGAAUGUUUUAGAGCUAUUAAUGUCCGGCUUAUGUUUGUAUUUAUUGCAUUUCCAAAUGCAUUUUGAUUCGGGCGUAACUUCGCCGGUGGAGACACUACAAUCUGGUUUUUGUCCGCUAAUUGUGUGCGGCUGCGAUUUUACCGGCACGGUAUUAGAUUGUUCUGGUGCUGAAUUAUCCAGUGUCGAUAAUGUCAUAAUUUCAAAUGUUCUCGGGAGCGAACCGGCAAAAAAUUGCCUGUCUUCUGUCAAUUUUCUUAAUCUGGAUAGCAACAUAUUACAUGACCUUCCGGUGCCGGAAGACUUGCUAAUAUUUCUGCCAAAUUUGGUGGAAAUUUCUCUCAGUGCUAAUAAUGAAUUCGAUUGUGACCAAGUGGAUCUUUACCGGAAGAAGUUUAUCACUGUACAGAGUGAUCGUUGUCCGGAUGAUCUGCAAUCGGAAGUAGUCAACAUCACUCCGUUCGUUCCAUCAGCACCUCUUCAGCAGAUUCGGAAGCCUGAAGUGCCUACAAAAUCGCCGAAUACCGCUGCUGUUCAGACUGAAGAAUCGACCCGUAUUCCAUCGACACAGAAGCCGAUCCUCAUAAGGCAAAACCCAACCGAAAGUUCCGAAAACCAGACGGCUUCCGGUUCCAUCGCUUGGACUGUCAUUUUUCUAAACUGCUGUUUCGUGGGGAUUUCCGGGAUGAUCAUCGGGGCACUGUUAACGGUGCUGCUACCUGUUUUAUGGCGUUUCCUUGUCCGUUUCGCCCAACGUUAUUCCAGUCAAAAUGGAGGCUACGCUAAAUUAAGUACUAUGGAUCCACCGCCAUUUUAUGUGCCACCUGCGGCGUAUGCGUCCAAAUCAGGUCCGGGCACGGGAAAGCGAAUUAUACCGAAUAAUGAUCUUUGAUUAAUUUUAAAAUUACAAUUACAUCAUAGCACUGAAGAUUAAAGAUUUUUUAUCCAUUUGUUGUCUUACGGCUGUGCUAAGUAACGCACGGGAGAAUAGAGAUUUUAAUUCUUCUUUUAUAUUAAAAAUUUUAUCUGAAGCAGCGUGUCCGCGCUUGCACUUUUUGUUAUUCGAUGGCUACUGCCUAUUAAAGAUCAAUUUUGUUUUACUAA